CCUCCUAGGGUUUCUUCGUUUUCUUCAUCCUGAGCAGCCGAAGAACCCACGGAACGGGAAGAUGCCGUCGCACAAGACGUUCAUGAUUAAGAAGAAGCUGGCGAAGAAGAUGAGGCAGAAUCGCCCCAUCCCCCACUGGAUCCGCAUGAGGACCGACAACACAAUCAGGUACAAUGCGAAGCGUAGGCACUGGCGCCGCACCAAGCUAGGGUUCUGAGAUGGCAGCGCGGUUGCCUUUUUGCUUAACCUUGCUUUGAUUCGAUUUAGAGAUAUUUAGUUGUUUCCAAGAACGCAUCGAUACAAUAUUAAUGUAUUGUAUUUCGGUUAAUCUUGUUUGUAUGGAACUCAUUAAGAGUCUUAAUCAGUGAUUUUAGUUUGUUUUCCUGGAUUUUUAAA
Molecule: messenger RNA, 396 nt
Organism: Diospyros lotus (date-plum)
Lineage: Eukaryota; Viridiplantae; Streptophyta; Magnoliopsida; Ericales; Ebenaceae
Product: 60S ribosomal protein L39-3
Exons: 3
Coding region: 62-217 (51 amino acids)
Biological process (GO): translation
Cellular component (GO): ribosome; cytosolic large ribosomal subunit
Molecular function (GO): structural constituent of ribosome
Source: RefSeq, a predicted model, not a curated record